UGUUUGGGAUUGUGUCAGAUUCUGUUACCAUCCGACAUAGUUCGUUUGUCUUCGUCUCCAUUCUUGAAAAUGGAACCAAAGUGGCACGUUUGACCAAAUCGAAUUCAAUUUGUAUUUGACGAUUUGGUCGCUUUUCUCAUCCUCUUUCAAAUGUCUCUUGCUAAACAUAAGUAGUCAUGAGUAGAGUGGUUGGCUUGACGUGUUCUUGGUGGCGGUGGAAGGGGAACUGGAACUGGAGGGCUGAGCUUUCUUCAAGUGGGAACAGGAGCAAGCAAAACGGAACUCAUGACCAGUGUCUCAAUCCAAAGCAUCAAUCCAAAUUAUCUACUCUCUCCUGUGUCAGGCCAAUGAAUCAUUUGUCCUUACCCGGUCCUCACCUUAGUGGGAGUACCCAAGACUUACUCAAUUUUGCUGAAGGAUUUUCCACGUCUGCUUCUCAUAGCCUUCUCUCGAGUGGUUAUGACGAGGUGCCAGCCACUGUCAAUGCGGAUUCCGUCGCAAAGUUGAUCACAUCAGUUUUGAAAAUAUCGAAUAAAACCGCUGUGAGUGGAAUUACUGUGGAAAAUCAAGUCCGAAAGUUUUGUCAGGCCUUUGAGCAACUAGAUUCUGAAGAGAGUAGAUUGAAGAUUAUGGAAUUCCUCGCCCAACAGGACGUCAAGCGCAAGAAGAUUAGUGAAUUGGCAACGGCUUAUAGCAACACUGAAGAUCCCUUGGUCCGGUCCAGAGUUGAAGAUCAAUUGCGGCAAAGCCUUCAGCCGUCGUACUACUGGCUAUUUCAAAAGAUUGGAGCACUUCCCGGGGGUGUCAAAUUUUUAGUUGAUUUUCGAGCACAGCUGAUCUCUUUCUGCCUAUCGAAUCUAGAAAUCGAACGGACAUCAGCUCUGAAAUCAAUGAGCUCCCAGUUAAAGCAGCUCCUGAGCCACUGGUUCUCAGUAGGAUUUCUUGACCUGGAUCAAAUCACGUGGGAUUCGCCUUGUUCAAUGCUUCAAAAGAUAUCAGACUAUGAGGCAGUUCAUCCAAUGAGGAACUGGACUGACCUGAAAGCUCGAGUAGGCCCCUAUCGACGAUGUUUCGUCUACACACACAAGAGUAUGCCUGGUGAGCCCAUUGUGGUCCUGCAUGUGGCAUUAACAGAGGAAAUACCUGAGUCAAUCUCCAAGGUAGUCAAGCACCACCGAAUGGUCAAGAAGUAUUCAGUGGAUUCUCAUCAAAGCUCUGGUUCCAAGACAGGUCGCGAAGGUGAGGAUCCUUCCUCUUGUGAAGCUGCCAUAUUCUACUCCAUUACUUCCACUCAAACGGGUCUUCAGGGCAUUGAAUUAGGAACUCAAUUGAUCAAACAAGCCGUUCAGAAGCUGAAAGAAGAGCUGCCUGACUUGAAUCAGUUCUGCACUCUCUCUCCCAUUCCUGGUUUUCGGAAAUGGUUGCUCAUACUUCUUCAGACCGCCAAGAGAGACGGCAAGACUUUGGCACAAACAGACCUAUUGACAAUUGAUGAGGCGGAAAAAUGGCAGGGACUUAUCAAAAUGGCCGGAAACUUGCAGGAGUCAGACCUUGGUCUCGGGACAUUGAUCCAACUCGUCAAGACGAAUAGCUGGAUGGAAGAUCAAAACUUAAUUGCCUUCCUUGAACAACCUUUGAUGCGACUUUGUGCCAGGUACUUGUACUUGGAGAAGCGUCGAAGUAAUGCGUUGGAUUCAGUGGCCAACUUCCAUUUGCGCAAUGGUGCCGUUCUUUGGCGGCUCAACUGGGAGGGAGAUCGCUCCGUGCGGGGACUAACGAAUUCAUGCGGGAUCAUGGUCAACUACAAAUACGUUUUGGACGAUUUAGAGCCUAACAGUACUAACUAUCAAGAAAAUCACAAGGUCAAAGCUAGCGAGCAAGUAAUUCAUUUGGCAAGUCAAGCGAAAGUGCUGCAGCGGAAGCUGUCUCUGUAAUUAAGAUUUGUACUAAUAGAUCUGUGUUCCGAGACUGAUCCAUGAAUGAAAACACUCUAGGUUUA
Molecule: messenger RNA, 1999 nt
Organism: Tigriopus californicus
Lineage: Eukaryota; Metazoa; Arthropoda; Copepoda; Harpacticoida; Harpacticidae
Product: malonyl-CoA decarboxylase, mitochondrial-like
Exons: 1
Coding region: 177-1934 (585 amino acids)
Biological process (GO): positive regulation of fatty acid oxidation; malonyl-CoA catabolic process; fatty acid biosynthetic process
Cellular component (GO): peroxisomal matrix; mitochondrial matrix
Molecular function (GO): malonyl-CoA decarboxylase activity
Source: RefSeq, a predicted model, not a curated record